GAAAUGCAAGUAACCAGGAAGUAAGUUCGUUUUGUAAUCUUGCAGACACGAUUUUUUAUAGAAGAACAAAUACAAACUUCUUAUCAGAAUGGAUAACGAUGUUCCCGUUCAGACAACAGACUGGAAGAACACUAAAGAGGCGGUGGCAAUGUUUCGACGACUUCUAAUUUGUUCUAAAUGCUCAAAUUUAAUGAAGGAACCUGUGUGUCUUGGGAUGUGUGAGCAUAUGCUUUGCAGGUCUUGCGCGGGCCCCCGGGCAGGAGACGGCUGCGCGGUGUGUCACAGCCCCGCAUGGGUGAAGGACAUCCAAAUCAACAGGCAGCUGAGCAGCAUCGUGCAGCUCUUCUGCGGCUUGGAGUCCCUGCUCAGUCCCAUAGAACAAACGGAUUCCUCUAUUGCUGAGAUACCGCCACGACCUGAGAGUCCUGUAUUAAAACACAAGAAGAACUUCAAGAUCUGGUUCAGCCCCCGCAGCCGCAAGGUACGCUGCAUGGUGGAGAAGCCUUCAGAGGUCACCGUGCCCGAGAGAAGGCCUUUUACAGAAGCAGCUACAGCACAGCCAGACUCUGUUACCGCUCGAGGUCAGGACCUGUCAGUUUUCAAUUUCACCUCGUCGUCUCAAGACUCGGGCUCUGGUUGCUCAGAAGGAUGCAAAAGUGGAAACUUGAACAAAAAAAAAAGGUCAACCAAGAAAAACACUGCCAGCAGGAAGGUGUCAGCGCAGGUAGCUCCAAGGACCACGAGAAAACAGGCCGGACAGACGAUGAAGAAGAGCAGGCUGGAGGCUAUAAACCAGCAGUGGGGACUCAGUGGGGGAAUAGAUGCCCGGAAGGAGAAGGAGCAGCCCUGUGCUGAAGGGGCAAGGAGGUCUAGUAAGAGGGUUUCCUUCUUAAGCCCUCCAGUCUUAUCUGAAGGGCCUCAGCCUGAAGCUCCAAAGCAGAAUACUGAGGAACAGAGUCCUGACAAGAGCACCAUGGGGCUGAGUCUCUCACAGAGCAGUGUCACUGUGCCCAGUGACCAAACUCUGCAUUGCCAGAACAUGCUAGACAAUGACAAACUGCCUGCAGAUGACCCGAGCCCAGCUGGCAAACCUGAAAAGCAGGACAACACAACUACCCAAAAACAUUCCUCAAAAAGAUCCAGAGAAGAAGAAAGAGUUACUCCUUUGGAGACCACCCCUAAAAGGCCCCGGGCUUCCCCUGGCAGGAGGAGAAAAUCACAGAUGUCUCCCGCCGUCCUAAACCUUCCAUCUUCAACCAGCCCCAGGUGUGAUAAGAGCACGAAGAAAUCACCAAGACGAGAGCCAGCAGACAGGCACUCUUUCUUAGCCGCUGUUGGUAAAAAGUCUCCUGGUGCGUCCUCUGGAAGGCCCACCUCAGGGAGCCCUGCAGUUAUGAAGAGGAACCACAAAGGAGAGACCCUGCUGCAUCUAGCUGCUAUAAAAGGAGAUGUAGAGGCUGUCAGAGAGCUGCUGGACCAGGAAUCUGACCCUAAUCGAAAGGAUAAUGCUGGGUGGACUCCUCUGCACGAAGCGUGUAACCUGGGUCACCUGGCAGUAGUGGAGGUGUUGCUCUCAAACGGAGCUCUGUUGAACACACCCGGCUAUGAAAACGACUCUCCACUCCAUGAUGCUGUGAGGAACGGACACCCAGCCAUCGUCAAACUUCUGCUGCACCACGGAGCCUCGCAGAACGUACUUAAUCUGCAUGGAAAGCGGCCUGCAGACUACGCAGUGAGUCAGGAAAUGCGGCAGAUUUUCCAGGAAGCCUCAGAAGGAGCCCAAAAUGCUAAUACAUCCCUCAGCCCCUCAGCGGGUCUCUCUUUGGUGAGUGACUGCUCGAGGAGGGAUGAAAUGGUGGUGUUCCUGGCCAGCAGGCUGUCACAGCCAGAGCAGCUUCAUCUGGCCAAACUGGGAGAGCAACUGGGCGGAAGGAUUGCUGACACAUUUUCUGGCUCAGUGAGCCAUGUGGUUGUGCCAGAGGGACACAUGCCCACCACCUUCUCCACCCUCCUGGGUCUACUUGCUGGCUGCUGGAUCGUUAAAUUCAGCUGGGUGGAGGCAUGUCUGCAGGCAGACAAGUGGAUCCCUGAAACGGAGCACGAAGCAGGAGAAGGCCCCCAGCGCAGUCGCAUCAACAGAUGCAGCUUGCUCCCUCGUCUCUUCGAUGGCUGUUUCUUCUUCCUCCUCGGCUCCUUUAAGGCACCUCCGAAAGAUGAGCUCAUCAAGCUGCUCAGAGAGGGAGGAGGUCAGCUCCUCAGCCGGCAGCCGAAGCCCGACAGCGAUGUGACCCAGACCCUGAGUGCUGCCGCCUACCACGCACUGCCGGGCUCCGACCAGGCCCUCUGCACCCAGUACAUCAUCUUUGAUCCCAAGGGGCCUCACAAGCCGGCAGUAGUGAGGAGAGGUAAGGUGUGGUCCGCUCCCUCCUCCUGGAUCAUAGACUGCAUCGCGGCUUUCCACCUCCUCCCCGUGCCGGACCCUCAAACUGUAAUCUGAACUACUCCUCUCUACAUUCAAUAAUCAUUUUACACUGAGAAAUCCUGUUGUCUAAAACAUCGUUAUGAUUUUAAUGUAACAAUUAAGUUGAAACAAUAAUGAGAUGAUAAUGUGGCUCUUAAAAUGUAUUAUUAAAGGAGUUAUCUGCA
Labrus mixtus (cuckoo wrasse) is the source of this 2646-nucleotide messenger RNA. RefSeq names its product BRCA1 associated RING domain 1 (gene bard1). Bases 89 to 2497 code for a protein of 802 amino acids. The record is from RefSeq and is a predicted model, not a curated record. The transcript has 11 exons. NCBI's taxonomy places the organism in Eukaryota, Metazoa, Chordata, Actinopteri, Labriformes, Labridae. Gene Ontology annotation, molecular function: protein binding.